CAAAGUUUGUAACACGAUUAGCCGAACACUCUGUUUAGAGUAUCUAGUAUCGGAAGACCUCAGGACUUUAAUAAUGCAGGAGUAACCGGUUGGCCUAUAAAAGUCGUUAAGGGGUACAUUUAUUUAAUAGCCAUGUUUUGGGUCUAUUGUAGAUAAGUGUUUUGUUCUUCAAGAUUUCAAAGUUUUAAUAAAGCUAAUUUAAAUCGCUAAGUACACAGCAUAAAGCAUUCCAAAAACAUGAUGGUAAAAGAUGGUAAACAGACUGUGUUGAACGUUGGAUCUAUUAAUUAUAUUUCGCGGAUGUGUGUAUUCAAGCACCCCCUCGUUGGGGGAGGGAAGAAAGCUAAGCCAAUGAGAAAGAAGACGAGUUACGCCUGCGCCAGGACGGGGCUAUACAAAGCUUCUUAAUUUAGAACAAUUAGUAUUUGGUUGUAAUCGGUGCGGUGAAAUGUACUCUUUGUACAGGGGUUGGUUGAAGGGCGAAGAGAACGAAGCCGUCGUGAUGAUAACGGUCGGGGUCGGUGAAGAGAGCCGUCAGUUUUCCGGCCGGAGGACCUUGCUCGCCCACCACAGCGGCUACAUCAAGUCCCUCUUAGAAAAUUCCCAAAGGAAUCACAUAUCCGUACCGAGCAUAAGCCCUCACGUCUUCGCUGCGAUCCUCAACUUCAUAAACACCGGUUUCUUGGACUUGAAUCCCGAGAACAUAUACUCGAUUUUACUGGCGACCCAUCUCCUCCACAUGCCGAGGGCGGUCGAGAUCUGCAGGAACUACCUUCUCGGGGAGAGGCUGAGAAACCCGAGCCCGAACCUGGUGAAACCCAUCCCGAGCAGGAAAUACAUCCCGACGGCGUUGUACUGGCCGCCUCCGCCUCCUCCUCAUUUUUUCUCGGCGCCGAUCCCUCCUCCUUUCGGCCUUCCUCCGUACAACGUGCCGCACGUCGUAGGAAGAAGCGGCGGCGAAGACGGCGUCCCCGAAGAAGCGGGAGGACACGAGCCGACGGCCGGCGAAGACCCGGUGCCUUCGACCUCCGUAGAACGACCUCCGCCUCCUCCGCCACCGACUCUUCACGACUUCCAGCGGGACAGAUCUCCCGGUUUCGGUUCUCAUUCUUCCGACACGGUCAGCGUGAAAUCCAACAAAGGCGUUUUAAAGGACAUCGCCUGCUGUGACGGGCCCGUCAGGUUUAAAAGGGUGCUCAAUUUAAACUACGGCGUCCUCUCAGACAGCGAAAACAACUCGAAAGAUGGCGAAAACGGGAGAAACGACACAGACAACAAGCGAGUUUUUAUUUGCGGCUUUUGUAAACACACUUUUAAAAGCCAUUACUGCUACAGAAAACACACGAGAAGACAUUUGAACCCCGUCACCCUCAGUGCUGUCAACAACCCGGAAAAAGACACCAAAGACAUGAAUGUACAGUAUUAUCCAUGCAAGACAUGCGGCUCCAAAUUUCCUAGUUACUACUUCGUUCACAAACAUAGAAAAUUGUGCCAUGCGAACGAACCGUUUAUUAAAGAGAAACUACCCUCCAACAACAGCCAGAACGAAGAGCCUGCGGAGUGAGCUAAGGUAAAUUUGGAGAAAAUAAUAACACCUAACACGCCGAUGCAGAGAAUAUCGUUAAUAUUUUGAUCGCAGACACUUUACGUUUCUAGACAAAAUCCGAUUUAAUUUAAUUAAUACCAAUAGAAAUUAAUUAUCCUCUUAAGAACCUCUAUAAUAAUAGUUUCACUUUGUCCCAUUAGUAAAUGCAUAAUUGGAGAAAUUUCUUAGUUGUGUUUACUCCCUGACAAGUCAAAUGAAGGGACUAUUAUCAUACGCUUUGGCUCAAAUAUUGACUUGAUAACUGUAAAAAUUAUAUUCCUGUCACAGUUUGUAAAUAGAUUUUCAUGUCGUGCUCUAAACGAAAAUCUUAAAGGCUAUUUAUGUACAUAAAAACAAUUGGAUCAGUAUAAAUUUUAUUGCCCAAAAGUAGCCUAACGGAAACCCAGUGCCAAAAACAAAUUUUAAUAACAUUCCAGGUAAAUUGUAGCUAAAAUUUGUGAUGCUUCCGGCAGUAAUUUAUAGGACAAUCAUUAGACUUUUAGGUUUAUAAUGUUUAGC
Molecule: messenger RNA, 2104 nt
Organism: Cimex lectularius (bed bug)
Lineage: Eukaryota; Metazoa; Arthropoda; Insecta; Hemiptera; Cimicidae
Exons: 1
Coding region: 449-1564 (371 amino acids)
Biological process (GO): regulation of transcription by RNA polymerase II
Molecular function (GO): RNA polymerase II cis-regulatory region sequence-specific DNA binding; DNA-binding transcription factor activity, RNA polymerase II-specific; protein binding
Source: RefSeq, a predicted model, not a curated record